Agelaius phoeniceus (red-winged blackbird) is the source of this 2244-nucleotide messenger RNA. Lineage: Eukaryota; Metazoa; Chordata; Aves; Passeriformes; Icteridae. The record is from RefSeq and is a predicted model, not a curated record.
AUGUUCCGCCGCCUGCGCCGUCCCCGCGGGGCGGUCCCGGUGCCGGAGCCGGCGCUGCCGGCGGCGCUGGGCUCCCUGUACCGCUCCAAGCUGCUGCCCCUGGAGCGGCUCUGCGGGCGCGCGGGGCUGCGCUGGCCCCCGCUGGGCCCCGGCGACUUCGAGGCCAAGCCCAUGGUGCUGGUGCUGGGCCAGUGCUCGAGCGGGAAGAGCUCCCUGAUCCGGUACCUGCUGGAGGAGCCGGUGCCGGGCGCGCGCCUGGGCCCCGAGCCCAGCACCGACGGCUUCGUGGCCGUGAUGCACGGCCCGGGCCCGGGGCUGAUCCCCGGCAACGCCCUCGUGCUGGAUCCCAGCAAACCCUUCCGGCAGCUGGAGGCCUUCGGCAGCGGCUUCCUCAACCGGUUCGUUUGUGCCACGCUGAACAAUCGGGUGCUGGAGAGCCUCACCCUGAUCGACACCCCCGGGAUCCUGGCGGGGCCCAGGCAGAGCCUCUGCAGGGGCUAUGACUUCCCAGCGGUGCUGCGCUGGUUUGCCGAGCGCUCAGACCUGGUGAUCCUGCUCUUUGACGCGCACAAGCUGGAGGUGUCGGAGGAGCUGGCGGCGGCGCUGGCGGCGCUGCGGGGCCACGAGGAGAAGCUGCGCGUGGUGCUCAACAAGGCCGACGCCGUGGGCGCCCAGCAGCUGCUCCGCGUCUACGGGGCCCUGCUCUGGGGCCUGGGCCGCGCCCUGGACGCCCCCGAGGUGCCCCGGGUGUUCGUGGGCUCCUUCUGGGACCGGCCCCUGCUGCAGGACGGCCACCGGCGCCUCCUGGAGACCGAGGAGCGGGCGCUGUUCCGCGAGAUCCGCGAGCUGCCGCGCAACGCCGCGCGCCGCAAGCUCAACGACCUGGUCAAGAGGGCCAGGAUGGUGCAGGUGCAGGCGCUGCUGCUGCGGCGGCUCCGGGAGGAGCUGCCGGCGCUGCCGGGCGGCCGCAGGAGGCGCCUGGAGCAGCGGCUGCCGGCGCUGCUGGGCCGGAUCCAGAGCGAGCAGCGGAUCCCGCCCGGGGAUCUGCCCGACUGCGCCCACAUCCAGGAGCAGCUGCUGGCCCAGGACCUGUCCCGCCUGCCCCGGCCGAAGCAGCGGCUCCUGACCAAGCUGGAGGAGCUGCUGGGCCGGGACCUGCCCGCCCUGGCCCCGCUGCUGGCCCAGGAGGCCCCGGACGAGCCCGGCGUGCGCGGGGGAGCCUUGGACGGAGCCCUGGGCCCCUUCGGCGCCGCCGGCUCCGAGGACGACGACAACGACGAGGACGAGGAUGGCGACGAUGACGAUGAGGAGUGGGUGGUGAUGAAGGACAAGGCGAAGUACGACGAGAUCUUCUACGGGCUGGCGCCCAGCGGGGGCAAGCUGAGCGGGAGGAGGGCCAAGGGCUGGAUGGUGGCCAGCAACCUGCCCAGCUCGGUGCUGGGGCGCAUCUGGCAGCUCAGCGACGUGGACAGGGACGGCAUGCUGGACCACGAGGAGUUCGCGCUGGCCGGGCACCUGAUCGGGGCCAAGCUGGAGGGACGGGGGCUGCCGGCCGACCUGCCGCCACGCCUGGUGCCACCCUCCAAGAGGAGGCACAAGGGCUCUGCUGAGUGACCCCAAAAUGCCAUUAUUAACCCCAAAAAUCCACCCAGAAAUAGCCCAAAAUCAGGGAUUCCCAGACGCCGCCACGCCUGGUGCUGCCCUCCAAGAGGAGGCACAAGGGCUCUGCUGAGUGACCCCAAAAUCCCUGAAAAUCCACCCAAAAUCUGCCCAGAAAUAGCCCAGAAAUAGCCCAAAGUCAGGGAUUCCCAGACGCCGCCACGCCUGGUGCCGCCCUCCAAGAGGAGGCACAAGGGCUCUGCUGAGUGACCCCAAAAUCCCCAAAAUUCCACCCAGAAAUAGCCCAAAAUCAGGGAUUCCCAGACGCCGCCACGCCUGGUGCCGCCCUCCAAGAGGAGGCACAAGGGCUCUGCUGAGUGACCCAAAAAUCCCCAAAAAUCCACCCAAAAUCAACCCAGAAAUAGCCCAAAAUCAGGGAUUCCCAGACGCCGCCACGCCUGGUGCCGCCCUCCAAGAGGAGGCACAAGGGCUCUGCUGAGUGACCCCAAAAUCCCCGAAAAUCCACCCAAAAUCCAGCCAGAAAUAGCCCAGAAAUAGCCAAAAAAUCUGCUCAGGGACCAGCCAGAAAUACACCAAAAAUCCACCAAAAAAAACCCCCUAAAAAUCCACCCUAAAAUCCCCCAA